Molecule: messenger RNA, 1017 nt
Organism: Suillus fuscotomentosus
Lineage: Eukaryota; Fungi; Basidiomycota; Agaricomycetes; Boletales; Suillaceae
Exons: 7
Coding region: 169-1008 (279 amino acids)
Source: RefSeq, a predicted model, not a curated record
AUCAACAAAUCUUCGAUUUAUUCUUCCUUUCAUUUCCUGGCAGAGUUCCGUGGCGCCCACUCAAUGCUUAGCGCCUGAAGUCAACAUAGCAGCAAACAUUGCCUUCGAGGCUAGCGCCCACCCUUUCUCCAACUUCUUGUCUUACACUACUUUGAUCAACUAUUCACCAUGGACAACCCAAUUCAAUUGGGGAACCCCGAGUCCAUGUCAGUUCCUCAUCCAGAUAUCGAGACACCUAACAAAACACAUACUGCUGAGCCCCGGGGCCGACCCCGUGGCAAAAUUUGUCGCUUGCUGGGCAAGGUUAAGAAUGGCGUUGUCAAAAAGAUUUCCCGCUCAAAGUUCAACGAUUCACGCAUCCGCGACGCCGUUCAGGAUGCUUCUACUGUUGUGCAACAAGGCGCCGAUCCCCAAUCUGUGAACAAGGCACUUCAGGAUGCUGGUCAUGGUGCAGAUCAGAUGAAACAAAUUGGGGGAUAUGCGAGGCCCGUAUUAUCUGCAGGCAAAAAGGGACCGGCAGCGCUCGACAGCAUAGACAGCUUUGGGACCACUUAUCUUCAACCCCUCAGGAUAUUCGACACUGUGAUCGGGACGAUAGCAGAGGUGCAUCCGUAUGCAAAGAUGGCGUUGGGCGUGCUUUCUUGCGCAUCCAAAAUAAUCCUUGCUCAAGCGAAUCGUGACGAAGCAGUGCUUGACCUCUACAAGAAGUUGGGUCAAGUGUAUGGCUUCAUAACGCAAGACGACGCGCUUCUCAAGAUUUCGUCGAUGAGGGACGUCUUGGGACAGAUCUCUCAGCAGACCCUAGAAUGCGCCAAUUUCAUCAGGGAUUAUUCAGAGAAGAAAAGCUUUUGGGAGAGACUCGGAAAGAACAUCGUCUCGGAAACAAACGAUACGAUACGACAGUAUAACGAUGUGUUGGAUGCGCUCAUGCAAAACUUCCGCGACCAAGUCACUCGCGAUGUGGCCACCUAUAUUCACGAUACAAGUAAGUAUUUUAUUUUCUUCUGACUCGACAUC